UGCUUGCUCUUGGCAAUAUCAACGAUAUGGAUUCGGAUGACGUAGAUCACUAUUACGAAGAAGUGGAAGAGAAUGAAGACAUGGAAGUAUUUCCCACUGCAUGCUUCAAAGACCUGUGCAUCGGUUUCGGAUUCUUCGUGCUCUGCGUCAGCAUUGCUAGCAUUGUAGCCAUCAGCAUCGUAAGCACGUAUAAGGUGGUGCAAAGAAUGGCAGUUAUCGAAGUCGAUCCCAUACCGUUCCGGUCGGUAAAUCACGGCAUUUGGCCUGGCUAUCGACAUGAAUUUUUCAACGAGCGAUUGCCAUACAGCAAGGCGGAGCAGGUGUGUCUAUCACGAGAGAAAGCCUCCCUCCUUCACUUCAACAGCCAAGAGCAAGAGGAUGCCUUUGACAUGUAUGCGUCAUUGAAUUUCUGGAGCGCAACAGAUUACCCGUCAUUUCAGUUAUGGACUUUGGGGAUCGUCAUAGCCAGGCGAGUUCAAGGAAAGCCCAAUGUCACUGUUUUAUGGCCGGAACCGACGCCAGAGUUGAGUAAUAUCCGCGAGUGUGCAGUUCGAGGAGAAGGACUCGUCAACGCCUUCGGCUUCCCUGAAAAGUUUUGGCAAGAGAGGCACAUUGUGAAAGAUUACAUAACGGAGAAUCAGCCAGAAAGUGGUAACACAACCAAAGCCCGGAUUGGAUGUUGGCAACACGUGAAGAGGAAUGAUUGGGUGCCGGAGAGUUUCUACCGUUUCGUUUGCCAACGCAAAAUUUUAUGAAUUUGAUCGUGUUACCUGUAGGCGUGUGACCCGUAAGCUUCAAAUACUUUUGUUUUCAUGACCGUUUUCAAAAUAUACAUGAAAAAAAAAAAAAAACGUUACUGUGAGUUCAUUUACAAUGACAGCAAAAAAUCCAUAAAUCAUUUUCCGUCAUAAUUUUGCUUGUCCUUUAUGACUUUGCGUGGUGUUGGUGCAUUUGCGGUUUAAGAGUUCCACCACAGGUACGGAAAAAACAUCGGAUAGAGCAGCUAUCAUGAGAAAAGCAUUAUUUUACACGUGUAACACUGAUGCAGAAUUAAAAUUCCCAAACUUGUUUAGAGUUGCACUGAACGUUAGCGAAGGACACAAGAUGGGUGGUCCAUGGAAAACAAAAGCUCUCUGGGUGUUCCAAGAUAUUUUCGUAAUCAACGAAAAACUGUUUGUUCACCUUGCUAUAGCGCAAUUUGAAUUCCUCGGUGAUUUACGUUUUACUACGACAGUUAAUUAUAUCCCAUUGCUUUUAU
Daphnia magna is the source of this 1258-nucleotide messenger RNA. RefSeq lists its product as uncharacterized. NCBI's taxonomy places the organism in Eukaryota, Metazoa, Arthropoda, Branchiopoda, Diplostraca, Daphniidae. The transcript has a single exon. The record is from RefSeq and is a predicted model, not a curated record. The coding region runs from base 27 to 755 and encodes 242 amino acids.